UUAUGAGGGAAUAUAAUUUUAUUUUUUAAAAUUCUUUUACAAAUAGUAUAUUAUUUUUCUAAAUACAUGGAAAGAUAGUUUUCAACAUUCACCUUUGCAAAAAUCUUAAGUUUCAAAUUUUUCUCCCUUUUCUCUUUCCUCCCCAGAACAGCAGCAAUCUGAUAUAGGUUAAAUAUGUGCAGUCCUUCUAGACUUAUUUCCAUAUUCAUCAUGCUGCACAAAAUAAAAUCAGAUCAAAAGAGAAAAAACAAGAAAAAACAAGGGAAAAAAAAAACAACCAAAGCUGAAAAUGCUAUGCUUUGAUCCACAGGAAUGUAACUUUAAAAAAAUCAAAUGCAAGAAAAAAAAUCCUAUAAGCUUUAUGAUUAAAACUUUAUAUUCAGUGUCACUGUAUGGUCAUAUCUGCAACUCUAUACAGAAUAAUUUUAUAAGCAUAUAAUCUAGCAAUGCCUUAUAAUUACAAGUUAUGUCUUAUUAAUGUUUUAAAUUUUACUUGUGGUAUGAAGCAAUAAAGAGAUUUUGGUAGAAUUAGUUACAAAUUACAAAUUAAGUUCAUUUAUUGAUGUAUUUUAAAAAGAUGAGACGAACCAAUAAGGUUAUUUAUUUCAUUAAACCAAAAUUUUACAGUAACAAAAUAAAAUAAAGCAACAAAAUAAAAUCCUUGCUUAUUACUCCAUUGCUUAAAUGAGCAAUUUCUACAAACUAGCGUAGGCAUAGUUCUAUGGCUUAUUCUUUUUGAAGUUAGUAGAUAACUAGUCUCAAAGCCAAAACAAAACAUGUGCGUCCUAGUCUAGGUUGGAAAAUUGCUCCCCCUAUUGUUAAAGGCACGGGAGGUUUUAAAUCCUCCCUUGUAACAGGUGGGAUUUAUUUUACUAAAACAAAACAAUACAAAUCCUUAUUUGCUGUGCAGAGCAGACUUUUCUGUCUUUAAGAUGCAGCAUUUUUAAGAUGUUGCCCACUUGUCACAUCCUCCUCUUUGCUUUCAAGGUAAGCUUAGGUUAUGAGUACCAUAUGUUAAAUCUUGGCUUUACCACUUCUGUAUGUAAAUUCGAAGCAAUAUUAAUCCAGGAUUUCUCUGCACCACCCUUUCUACCCCAACCCUGCCAUUCAAAGCAACAUUCGAAUGCCUCCUUAGCAAUUUUGUAGAAAGCCAAAGAUAAGUGGAUAUAUUUCUAGGCUUAACACUUGAUUUUCAUUGAACCGGACAAAGGAAAAACCAGUUAGCCACCAGUUAGCAGGAACCAGAAUCCCAGAUGUGUCGGAGACUUGAGCAAAUUAGCGUUUCUCUUAGAAGCAGGAGCAGAAGCUCUGAGCUUCCCUGGGUGAGGCGGGGACUCCUAGUGGGCUGCAGUUACCCUCGAGGGUAGGGUGGAGGGGGAUUGGUUGGUUAUCACUGUGCCCUUACUCUCUCUGGACGCCCCCUGCUUUCCUUGCAGGGAUCGCGGCGCGCGCUCUUGCAGCAGUCUCUCUUCUGGCCCCGGGCUAAAGCAGCCCGGGGCGCUGCCAUAACAACGGCCAGGACGCCCGAACCUUAGGUCAAAGCUGCCGCCGCCGCCGCCUGGGAAACCAUCUUUUUCCCGGGACCAACAGUGCGGCGGCGGCGGCGGCGGCGGCCGGAGGAGCGAGGAGGAGACCGGAGACACGGCGGAGUCUCGGUGCUAAGGAGACUGCAUCGGCGCCCGCCCCCUCCUGUUGCCGAGGGAUUGGCGCACCAACAUGCCCUUCCAGAAACACGUCUACUAUCCGUUCGCCGGUGGCCAGGAGGGCCAGGUGCCUACUUCCAGCUCAACGCUGCAUUGCCCGGCCCGCUCCACCGUGUCUGGGGUGGCCGGCAUGGCCACGGGCGGCGCGGGGCCCUUUCCCUUCUUCCAAUUCCGGCCUCGGCUCGAGAGUGUGGAUUGGAGGCGGCUCAGCGCGAUCGACGUGGACAAGGUCGCUGGCGAGCUGGACUUCCUCACGCUGCAGGAGAACAUCAUGAACAUCACCUUCUGCAGACUGGAAGACGAGAAAUGUCAUCACUGCCAAUCCGGGGUGGACCCGGUGCUGCUGAAGCUCGUCCGCCUGGCCCAAUUCACCAUUGAGUACCUGCUGCACUCGCAGGAGUUCCUCACCGCCCAGCUGCAAGCGUUGGAGGAGAAACUGCGCCUGGCCCUGGGCGAAGUGGAGCAGAGCAAGAAGUUGCUGGCCAAACAGGGGGCGGAGAUGAGGCUGCUGAAGGACGAGUGCAAACGGAGGAAGAAGAUGAUAACCACGCAGCAGAUGAUGAUUGAGGCAAAAGCCAGCUAUUACCAGUGUCAUUUUUGUGAAAAGGCUUUUAUGAAUCAUGCUUUUCUGCAAAGUCAUAUUCAGCGACGCCAUCCUGAAGAAUCUCACUUUGGAGACUCUAGGAAGAAGUCCCAGACUGACAGGCUACAGACUGAGAUUGAAAUGCUGAAGGAGCAAUUACAACUCACCAAAUCUCAGUUGGAAGCUGAGCAGCAGGCUCAUAUGGUCAGGUUUUCUAAGGAAUAUGAAAUCCAGAAAUCAAAAGAGGAAGAAAUUCUGAAGUCAUUUGAUAAAUGGAAAGAAGAAGAAAAAGAGAAGUUAAUUGAUGAAAUGGAGAAAGUAAAAGAGAUGUUUAUGAAGGAAUUUAAAGAAUUAACUUCUAAGAAUUCAGCAUUAGAAUAUCAAUUGCUGGAGAUACAGAAGUCCAACAUGCAGAUAAAAUCCAAUAUAGGUACGUUAAAAGAUGUUCAGGACUCUAAAGAAGAAAAACUUCAGUAUUCACAGGAUUUCCAAAAUAUGAUGCAGCUUCUUGAUAAUCAGGAGAGUAAGUGGACUUCUAGAGUUCAAGCUCUUCACCAAGAACACAAGAAAGAAAAAAGCCAGCUCCUGUCACAUAUAGAAAAACUUCGAACAUCUAUGAUAGAAGAUUUGAAUUCAAGUAAUGUUUGUUAUAAGAAAAGGAUAGAAGAACUAGGGCAGCAAAUCCAAGAACAGAAUGAAUUGAUUAUUUCUCAGAAACAGCAGAUUAGAGAAUUUGCCAGCAAACCAUUACACACAAUCAGUGAGCAGAAUGGGAGUUCUUCUACAAAGCAGACUUUGGAAAGACCUGUGCCAACUAUACAUAUGAAUGCUUUGGCGUUAAAGAGUUUGGAUUCUAAAUCAAGUCAAACAGUAGUGCAAGAACAGGUAUCCAAGUUGCACAUAAUGGAACCGAUAGAGGAACUUUCAGAUGAAGAAAAAGGAAAAGAGAAUGAGAAGAAAUUAAUUAAUAACAAACUGCACUUGAUAAAAGCUUUGAAGAGCAAUCCUUCUCUCACUAAAGAAUUAAGAACAGUCUUAGAACAGAUUUUGGUGGAGAAACUGGAAAACUUGGGAAUUAGCGCAGGUGUUCGUGGUAUUCCCACUAAGCACUUGAAUCGAGUGCUAAGUACUAUUGAAAUUGCAAGGCAAGAGAAAGGAAAGCAAGUGCCCAAAGUACAGGAGAUUAGAGACUUUCUGGAAUAUAAAGUCAGCUGCAAGAUGGAGGAAAAAAGCUCAGUGAAUUCAAACAAACUUCUUACCGAUGCUUCUUUGCUUUUUUCAGAUAAAGCUAUCAUGACCCAGUUGGAAGGUUCCUCAGUUGGAGAAUUACCUAGAGUGACAAAGUCAUCUUCAAAAAUUAAGCAUCUGGUCAAACAAAAAUCUGUUCCUGCUGAGGAGAUACAUCUGCCAAUGAAAAGUACUGUAGAAGAGCAUUUUCUUAAAAAGUCUUCAAGUAUUUCGACUCCUCCCUUUAGUUCUGAGGAUGAAUUAGAUGAGACUGGCAUCAUUCAGUCCUUUGUCUCCCCAGAAUUGCUUCACAAACAGUCUGUAACCAGCCUCCACUCUUUUGGAAAUGAUGCUGCCAAAAGUGACACCGAAUGGUCCGAAGGAAGUGAAAUCGAAGAUAAUGAAAUCCCUACAAAACCUGUAGAAGGCACCUGCAUUAAGUUGCUAACUGAAAAAGUUGAAAAGACAGUCUCAAAUCACAGAAAUGUAAAUAAACCAGUCGGUGGAAUUAAUGUUGUUGAACCAUUUGUUAAAAAGGAAGACUCACAAGAAGAAUUAAAGUGUUCAGAUGUAGAGGAUGAGGACUGGGAUUUAUCAUCCUUGGAGGAAGAAAAGUCUUCGAAAAAAAAUGUUGGGAAAAAACCAAGUGCAACUUCACUUUUAAAGAUUGAAUCUAAUACCACUCAAGUUACAAGUGCCUGGAGUACAUUUGCUCCCAAAGUGCCCAAAGCAGCAGUACUUCCAGAAGCUGAUACAAGUACAUUAAAAAGCAGCUUAGUAACUGUAACUGACUGGAGUGACUCUUCGGAUAUAUAACCUUGUCAGAUGUGACUCCCUGGUGCCAAUGCUGAUCUCAGUAAUCUGUCCACAUGGUUCUAACUCUCAUGCCUUAUUGUAAUUCUCACAGUAACAAGGAAGCUUAUUCACAGAACAAAGGUAUAUUUAAUGGCAUUUAAAUAUUUAUUGAAAAACCAGUUGAUAAGUCAGCAGUAUUUUAAAGCAUAAGAGUGUUAAAAAAAAAAAAAACUUGUCAAUGCAUAAAACAUUUUUUCCAUAAUGGUACUUGAUUAUUAGCGUAUUUUUUCAAAUGAUUUUUAAAAACCAGUUUUUAAGCACAUUUUACCAUUCCUGGAUUUUUUUGUUGUUGAAAGUAAUAACAUUUUUAUAUUGUAAUUUAAAUUCUUAUAUAAUUUGUUUCUCAAUUUGUGUUAAAUUUUACAAUUUUUUGUACUAAUCUUUUAAACCAAAAUAAGAGAAGUAAUGCAUACUUAAAAUAUUAAUCUUGUUAUUUUGACAUACAGUUAAUUCUAAAAUUACCAAAAAAUUACAUAUGUGUAUAUGUUUAUAGGCCUGAAUUACUUUCAGCUACAGAAUUGUAACCAGAACCAUCAGUGUAUGCUGCAUUGAGACACUUUCAGCAUGUUUACAAUGAAUACAUUCAUUUUAACAUAUAGUGAGAUACUGUUUUCUGCAUUCUAAUAGCUACCUUGGAUAUUUUGUGAGUAAAAUAUAACUUUAAAUAGCUAACUAGGUUGCCUAAUAAUGUCAUUAGAAAAGAUAGGGUCAUUACUGAAUUAACAUGUAUAUUUGUGGUUAUUAUUACAUUUUAUAUUUUUAUUUUAAUAGAAAAUCUGUAUUAUAAAAUAGCAAAAUUUAACAAAUUAUGUUGUAUUCUUGCCAAUAUGACUUUUGUCAGAGGCCAGGAAAUUCAUAUCAAUUGUUUUUGCAUUUUUUUAUACACUCAAAAAAAAAAAAGCAUUUUUAAAGCUACUUUCUGUACUUUGAAACAAAGAGACAUUUCAACUAAAUGGCUAUGUUGAGGUUUUGAUUUUAUUUUUUCUUUAAUUGUGAACCUCUCCAGUAAAAUUUUACAUUGUA
This is a messenger RNA of Antechinus flavipes (yellow-footed antechinus), 5391 nucleotides long. It is a transcript of the gene DZIP1, whose product is annotated as DAZ interacting zinc finger protein 1. Gene Ontology annotation, cellular component: ciliary basal body; cytoplasm. The coding region runs from base 1717 to 4329 and encodes 870 amino acids. Gene Ontology annotation, biological process: cilium assembly. The record is from RefSeq and is a predicted model, not a curated record. Lineage: Eukaryota; Metazoa; Chordata; Mammalia; Dasyuromorphia; Dasyuridae. The transcript is spliced from 20 exons.